UGCAGAUACGUAGUCGUAUACUUCUCUAUCUUGUAUCUACGGUACCAUGCUGGCAUUGUUACAGAUGAGAUGCUUUCCAUGCCAAAAGCUCCUUUUCUGGCAGUGGGCCUCUUAGAAGCUCUUGCGGCUGCAACUGGAAUGGCAGCUGGAGCAAUUUUGUCUGGAGCAUCAAUUCCAAUUUUGUCCCAGACUUUUCUCGUUUGGCAAAUUCUCCUGUUAGUUAUUUUCCUUGGGAGAAGAUAUAGAGUAAAUCAACUUUUAGGAUGCUUUCUUGUGGCUAUCGGCGUAAUCAUAACUGUAGCAAGUGGGUCUGGUGCUGGAAAUUCGUUAAAGGAAGCAGGUAUAUUCUGGAGUCUUUUGAUGAUACUUUCAUUUUUGUUCCAAGCCGCUGAUACAGUACUGAAGGAAGUAAUUUUUCUUGAUGCUGCUCGGAAACUAAAGGGAAACUCGGUAGAUCUAUUUGUUGUUAAUUCCUUUGGAUCUGCUUUCCAGGCACUUUUUAUAUGCCUACUCCUACCAUUUCUAUCAAAACUAUGGGGGGUUCCUUUUUCCCAGCUGCCAAACUAUCUGAAAGACGGUGCAGCUUGCUUCCUAAACAUUGGUACAUUAUCCAGUGGAUGUGACGGAGCCCCGUUAUUGCCCUUGUUGUUUGUUAUUGUCAACAUGGGUUUCAACAUAUCAUUACUGCAUCUUCUCAAAAUCUCUUCUGGUGUGGUUUCUUGUCUCGCAUCGACAUUCUCAGUUCCAAUAUCUGUGUAUCUCUUCACGCUGCCGUUGCCAUACCUUGGCGUUGCGUCGUCUCUGCCAAGAGGUUUUGUGGCUGGAACCAUUGUUCUAGUUAUGGGUCUGCUUAUUUAUGCUUGGACGUCAUCAGAGGGUUCCUCUGAUACCUCACCAUCGGAAUCUAACUUAUGGUCGUAACUAUCAAAUCCUCAAAGGUAAAACAGAGCCUUGUUUUUGGAAAUGGCAAAUAAGAUUGGUAAGAUUACUGUUGUAACUUGUAAUUACGUUGCAACUGUUGCUCAAGUAAAACAGCUAAAGUGUGUUCAUUAUUAUUCUUACUGCGCAAGCAAUCAACAUUAGAUCAACAAAUUUGGUGUAGAUUCUCUCUUGAAAAGGAAUAACAAGAGAGAUGAAUUAGAUCAAUAAAGCUGAUGUUGAUUCUCUCUUGAAAAGGAAUAACGAGAGAGAUGAGAUUUUUUUUUUCU
Molecule: messenger RNA, 1208 nt
Organism: Morus notabilis
Lineage: Eukaryota; Viridiplantae; Streptophyta; Magnoliopsida; Rosales; Moraceae
Product: protein CLT3, chloroplastic
Exons: 9
Coding region: 70-921 (283 amino acids)
Source: RefSeq, a predicted model, not a curated record